GAUGGAGACAGCGAGAUGUACGACAAGUCGCAGUCCCACCUCCUGCACUCCAGGGCCAUGGCUUGUCAGUUGAAUGCGGCAGGGGAGGGGCAGUUCAAGAAACUGCCGAGCCGUUUUCAUCCCAUUGUCCUCGCUGACGUUAACGACGGAGUUGGGCUGGUCAAGAAGGAAAGAGAGUGGAUGGAGGUGGAGACGGAGGCGGUGGGGAGGAUCAGGUGCGUGAGCUGCGACAUGGCCGAGGUCAUGGAGAUCGAUCUUGCAGACGCCCCCGCCUGGAUCUUCCCGCUGCGCAAGCGCAUGGGCGAGGCGGCCGAGGGGGCCCCCCCUGCCCAGGCGGCGCGCACCGACAGCGCAGCCGGGGGGGCCAGCGGGGGCCGUGGCGGAAAAGGAGGUGGCAGGCGAGGAGACGACUCCAUGGACGGCGCGACGCUGAAGUGGGCGGUGCGACAGACGCUGGCCAACUCGAGGGCGAUCGCAGACAUGGAGUCGAGCAUCAACGACACGUUUCUGAUAUCAGAGCAGACGUGGCUGUCCCAGGCAGGCCUCAGAGGCAACAAGUACUACGCCGAGAGUGUCAAGCAGCUGAAAGAGAAGGCCGCCACCGACCCGUCGACGGACCUCGGCAGUCUAGGGCCACCGUGGCUCACUGUGUUCUGGAUUGUAUUGGCAGAGAUCAAGAAGCACUCUCAGAACGGCCAGUACAAAGACGCGGCCAACCUCUUCUGGGACAAUCAUGCGAAAGACAAAACGCCCGACGAGAUCGCGCUGAUGGCCCGUCAUUUUUCCUUCCAGGUACCGCGCGGGGAGAAGAGCAAGCGCAUGGAGGGGAUGGCCAAGUUCAAGCUGCACAUCGCCCAGGGAUCGGCUGCGGGUCUCGCCCUCCAGGAGCUGAUGAUGCGCACGCUCACGGAGCUCCAGGCGCAGCGCUUGGUGGGCUCGGCACCCCGCAGUCAGGCAGAGCGUCACCUUCAGCAGUGGCUCCAGCGCGGGGUCACUGGCAGGGAUGUCUUCGUGGGGAGCGGGGGUGGGACGGCGGUGGACGGGGGGGAGGGAGAGGAAGCGCGGCUCGCGGCGGCGGACGAGGACCGCGCCCAGGGGCGCGCCGAGCCCGCCCAGGAGCCUAGGCCAGAAGUGUCUCCCGCCGCCUACGACUCUGCGGAUGUGGACGUCCCAAUUGUCGUCAUAAUGCCGUUGGGCCUUAAACCCGAUGGCUCCCCGUAUGACAAGACGGACGUGGUCGUGGUGUUCCCGGAGCUAGGACGCUACGAUCAGGCGGCCGUGCGUGCGCGCCCCGCCAGGGGCGAGCCGCCGGCGGAGGCCCCAGGACUCCAGGCUCGAGAGGCGCUCGAGAGGCCCGAGAGGCCCAAGAGGCCCGAGAGGCUCGAGGGGCUCGGGGCGCUCUGGGCGCGCGAGAGGCGCGAGAGGCCCGAGAGGCUCGAGGCGCUCGAGGGGCGCGGCUGGCUCGAGGGGCUCGAGAGGCUCGAGGGGCUCGAGGGGCUCGGCAGGCCCCUGCGCGAGGCCCGCCGCCGCGGCGCAGGCGCCGCCCCAUCGGCGGGCGCCUGCUGCCACUGCCUGCCCUGCCCGCAGGCGCUCGCGGCGACCGUGCAGAG
Prorocentrum cordatum is the source of this 1610-nucleotide messenger RNA. The record is from the annotation of a GenBank genome assembly. Lineage: Eukaryota; Dinophyceae; Prorocentrales; Prorocentraceae.